Orcinus orca (killer whale) is the source of this 474-nucleotide messenger RNA. RefSeq lists its product as uncharacterized. The transcript has a single exon. The record is from RefSeq and is a predicted model, not a curated record. Lineage: Eukaryota; Metazoa; Chordata; Mammalia; Artiodactyla; Delphinidae. Bases 26 to 403 code for a protein of 125 amino acids.
GCAGGCCGGAGCCGCUGCCAUCGCCAUGACCCGUGGUAACCAGCAGGAGCUCACUUGCCAGAAGAAUAUGAAAAAGCAGAGCGACUUGGUUAAGGGAAAGCGCCAAGCUGACGGGCUUUCUGCUGCCGCCACAAGCAAAGGGACUCAGAGAUCAUGUAGCAGAAACAGAAAAAGGCAAACGAGAAGAAGGGGGAAUCCAAGUAGCUUUGUGGCUUCAUGUCCAACCCCCUUGCCCUUCGCCUGUGUGCCUGGAGCCAGUCCCACCACGCUCGCGUUUUCUCCCGUAGUGCUCACAGGUCCCAGCACCGAUGGCAUUUCCUUUGCCCUGAGUCUGCAGCGAGUCCCUUUUGUGCUUCCUUCCCCUCAGGUAGCCUCUCUCCCCCUGGGCCACUCCUGGGGGUGAGGGGGUUACCCCUUCCCAGUGUUUUUUAUUCCUGUGGGGCUCACCCCAAAGUAUUAAAAGUAGCUUUGUAA